Striga asiatica is the source of this 1221-nucleotide messenger RNA. NCBI's taxonomy places the organism in Eukaryota, Viridiplantae, Streptophyta, Magnoliopsida, Lamiales, Orobanchaceae. The record is from the annotation of a GenBank genome assembly.
AUGGCUGUCGCCGCGUCGUCGCUCAUCGGAAACCGAUCGGCCCGAAUCCAGGCCCGAUUCGCUUUCGGUGGGAAGAAAUCGGCCCCCAAGCGCGCCGCCUCGAAGACCGUCGUCCCCGACCGGCCGCUGUGGUAUCCCGGCACCAAGGCGCCAGAAUAUCUCGACGGGUCGCUCGUCAACCUGGCCAAGAACGUCGCCGGAGACAUAAUCGGGACAAGGACGGAGGUCGCCGACGUGAAGUCGACGACGUUCCAGCCGUACAGCGAGGUAUUCAGGCUUCAAAGGUUCAGGAAAUGCGAGCUUAUUCAUGGAAGGUGGGCCAUGCUCGCCACACUCGGAGCCUUGACCGUCGAGUGGCUCACCGGUGUCACGUGGCAGGACGCCGGAAAGAAAUCACGAAUCAAAACUGACUCGAACCGCCGGUCGAACCGGCCGGUUCGCUGGCUGGCCGGACCGCCGGCUCGACUGGGCCGGGCGGUCGGGCUGGGUUCGGCUAGACCGGGCUCGGUCCCGUGCCGGGCCAGCUGGUGCCCGGGCACGGCGCUGGGCACGGCUGGUGCGACCGGGCUCGGUCCCUGGGGCCGCUGGACAUGGCUUGGCGCGGACUGGCGCUGGUGGGCACGGCCAGGGGCUGCUGGCACGGCCCGGGCACGACUGGUGCCCCUCGGGUGCGAGCUGGGCACGGCCGAGGCUCGACUGAGGCGCUGUCGUGCGGCUGGGCACGGACAGGCACUGGCCAGACACUGCUGGCACGGGGAAGGCACGGACAGAGACCACACGGGCGCUGCCGGGUGUCCCCGAGGUCACUGGGCACUCGGGCAUGCUGCUGGGGCAUGCACCGAGGCCAACUGGGCUCAGCUGGCCCGGCUCGGGUCAGCCCUGGACUUGGCACGAGGCUCUGGCACGAGACCUCGUGCACUGGGGCUUGCACGGGCGCUGCCGGGCGCCGUGCGCAUGGCUGGGCACGCUGGGUGCCAUGGCCACGCGUGCUGGGGCUACUGGGGCUUAUGCUUGGCACACGGGCACGCACUGGGCGCUGCGGGCGCUGUUGCGUGCACGCGGGCUGUGCCUCGCGCCUACCGGGCGCGGGCACUGGCUAAGGCUACCCUCUGCAGGCACGGACAGGCACUGGGGCCGGGCACUACCGCACUACGUGCGCGGCCAGUGACCAAGGCCGGCCCUUGCCGGACCUCCGGCGACUAUUUCCGGCAACAUGCAUGA